Messenger RNA from Ylistrum balloti, 648 nucleotides. RefSeq lists its product as uncharacterized. NCBI's taxonomy places the organism in Eukaryota, Metazoa, Mollusca, Bivalvia, Pectinida, Pectinidae. The record is from RefSeq and is a predicted model, not a curated record. Gene Ontology annotation, molecular function: calcium ion binding. The transcript has a single exon. Bases 1 to 648 code for a protein of 215 amino acids.
AUGGCUGUCGCUUCUACCGUUACCUUCAGCAAAUUCAUUGAAGGUAAAAUUCGAAUGUGGUACAAGAUGUACAAUUUAAAGCGUGAUGGUGGCAUGGGAAAAGAAGACUUUGAUUAUAUGACGGAUGUGUUCAUCAGGGAGUUUAAACCAACCGCUGCACAAGAGGCCGAGCUCCGACACUGGCUGCAUAACCACUGGAGCAUUAUCAUCAGCGAGGGCAAAGAUCUGACGGCGGCGGGUAAGCCAGGAGGAAUCACACAAGAUAAUUGUCCUGAUUUACUGGAAGUUGAGAAAAUCCUGAAAAAUGAACAGCGGAUUACCGAGGACCAGUAUGUGAAAGCGUUUGGCCAGCUUGUCGAAGUCAACAAGGAUCUUUUCGUGAAAACAUUCACAAAAAUGGUCACCAUGUUUUUCAACAUGUUUGACGCGGACAGUGAUGGGUUCAUCACAGUGGAUGAUAUGAUCAAGGGAUUCAACUGCUUCGGCAUCAAGCAUGAUGAUGCCACCCGAGCCAUCUUUAACGACCUUGACAAGAACAAAACAGGCAAAGUAUCACGUGACCUGUACCUGUCAGAAUGGAUUGAGUUCAUGGUCGGCGAAAAUAAGGAUGCCGUGCUCGCGAAAUACCUGUGUCAAGGACAGUCGUGA